Molecule: messenger RNA, 1239 nt
Organism: Suillus plorans
Lineage: Eukaryota; Fungi; Basidiomycota; Agaricomycetes; Boletales; Suillaceae
Exons: 3
Coding region: 389-1033 (214 amino acids)
Source: RefSeq, a predicted model, not a curated record
GAAACACUACAAACUCAAUGAUUCAACCCGAGCUCACGCUGUCGGUAUGAGUCCUGACAAGUACAUGUCUUACAGCUCCAUUAAGUUUUCGAUCAUACCCCCGCAUUAUCUACUUACCCCACAAUUAUUCACCUCAUUGCCGUGAUUCAUUACCAUCUCCCUGCACUCGCACUCGCAUUCACAUUCAAGAAAGGAGUUCAACUACAACGCAGCGAAGAGGAGAAAUGAUCGGUUCGAUCGAUUUGAACACACAAAAUCGUAAGGCGAUGACCACGUGGGAUGACACACUCGGGGUUUGCCAUCGCCAAUUAUAAAGGUCGUCUGACUGAUCUGAGAAAUCUAAACUCUUGCUCUCCUUUCUUCUACUCACUAUACCAGCAAAAUCAACAUGAACCGAGACAAUAAUGAAAAGGACGAUUCCGUGAAACACUCUCAACCAAUUCCGAUGGCUACUCAUCACUGGAGGCACCGCUCCAUGUCUGUUUCCUCGGAAUCAUCAACUUUACCUGGUUCUCCUCCGACUCCAUUGAGUCUAAACUCUCCACAUGUUCCGGUUGCCUCCCCAUCCAGUUCUCCCAUCCUUUCGUUUCUCUCCCAAUCUCCAACCUCAAAAUCCCCAUCUUCGGUUCCUUACCGCGGCUUUGGUGGUCAACCUUCAUUUGAUGAAGACGCCCUCGACGAACUUCCAGCAUCUGUUCAUUCCCGUUGGGCUGGUGCAACUGGGCGGUUUGCGCCCACUCCACCUGCCCCUGAAGCCCAGACCGACCGUGGAGCUGGGUUGUUAAGGCGUCUAUCUCUCGGAAGCGCACUCGCAAAGCCUCCAAACAUGGAUAAUACGAGCUCUCAAAGUCCCACGAUCCCUACUGCUCCACCUAACUCCGCAGUCUCCCCUGCCACAACAACUUUACCCUCAUUUCCGGUUCGCAAGGCAAGGCGCUCGGCAACGGUGAGCAUUGACACUGGUCGCCGGCAUCGCGCCCCUUCUCCCAUGGGCGAGAGGAUCCUCAAGGGUCAUUUCGACGGCUUCAAUUAACAGGCAUUAUGCCCACAAUCUCUUCGUCUUAUCAUAUACCCCUUGGGCUCUCGCGCGAACACUUUUCUCAAACUGUACCAACAAUAAUGGCCUUAUCGGAGUUUCAACAAGUUCUCGGUUAUGUCAACAACUAGCUCAACCCUAAUGCGCUCUUAUAUCUAUCGGUUGGCUCAUAUCACUCUGUUCAAACUCACUCCCAACUUGUA